AUGCUUCGGCGCCUGGGCAGGGUGUCAGGCUGCACCGAGUGUGGCAGCCGCUGUGGCUACAGGAAAUUCCCAGCUACAAGUAUCUUCCAGGUGUUAAAAAUUGCCUCAGCCCCACGUCUCACCGGCCUGGGGGUCCUCACCACGGGGCUGGUUGUUGCAGAAUGGAUCGAGCGCCAGCAGAGCAGGAACAAGUUCUACUACUACCACCAGCAGUUCCGCCGCGUGCCCGACCUGAGCGAGUGCGUGGAGGGCGACCACCUCUGCUACUUCGAGGCCGAAGCGCAGUGGAGGAGGGAUAGGAUGGUGGAUCAAGAGAUCAUGGGCAUCGUGCGGGAACGGCUUUCGGCCUGCCAGUACAGGGAAGGGCCCAAUCACUUACAGAACUGCGCAAAGGAGAUGGAGCAGCUGCUCCAAGUCACCAAGGCCUAUCAGGACAAAUAUGGUGAUCUUGGUGUCCAUGGAAAUUCAAGGACAUGUUUGAUGAAGCAGAAGCACAUGAUGAUGGAAGAAAGGAAGGCCCAGGAAAAUGCAGAUCACUAGAUCUGAUUAGAACAGGGUUCACUUGUCAGUGGUGUGUGAACCCACUCUUGCAUGGGGCAUCUUUGAACUGUGAUGUUGACCUGUACAAUAAACUUGCAGCCCAGGCAUCUGCCA
Molecule: messenger RNA, 654 nt
Organism: Tinamus guttatus (white-throated tinamou)
Lineage: Eukaryota; Metazoa; Chordata; Aves; Tinamiformes; Tinamidae
Source: RefSeq, a predicted model, not a curated record